Molecule: messenger RNA, 869 nt
Organism: Dermacentor andersoni
Lineage: Eukaryota; Metazoa; Arthropoda; Arachnida; Ixodida; Ixodidae
Product: neprilysin-2-like
Biological process (GO): protein processing
Cellular component (GO): plasma membrane
Molecular function (GO): metalloendopeptidase activity
Source: RefSeq, a predicted model, not a curated record
GGCAAAAAUGGGUUCGAAAAUAGGAUACCCCGACUGGCAACUCAACGUAACAUAUCUUGAGCAGCUUUACAAACAGCUGGUUCACAGGAGCCGCAAUUGUGAAUGCUUUCUACAGUCCAGAUAACAACGAAAUGGUGUUUCCUUCGGGCAUACUUCAAGGUGUGUUCUAUCAAUUUGGUCUUCCACGUUCUCUCAGCUUUGGAGCUAUCGGGACGGUAGUCGGACACGAAAUGACACACGGCUUCGACGACACAGGAAGCCAGUUUGAUGCAGAUGGCAGGCUGAAGCAAUGGUGGACCGACCAAACACGCACGCAAUUUGAUCAAAAGGCUAAGUGCUUCAUCGAGCAGUACGGAAACAUCACCGACGAAGAGGCCAACAUGACGCUCAAUGGUAUAAAUACUGUUGGUGAAAACAUUGCCGACAAUGGCGGUAUUCGAAUGGCUUACCAGGCUUAUGAAAGAUUACUAAAAGAAGAAUAUAAGGGUGUGGACACUCGCCUACCUGGACUAACACACCUAUCGGGAAAUCAACUAUUCUUUAUUGCGGAAGCAAUGGUGUGGUGCAGUCGAUAUCGCAAAAAAAUGCGACAGCUGCAAAUUCAGUAUGACCCACACAGCCCCGCCGAAUACAGAGUAAACAUACCAAUGCAAAACAUGGAAGAAUUUGCCACCGUAUUCAAGUGUGCAAAUGAUUCGAAGAUGAAUCCAGAGAAACGGUGCAGAUUAUGGUAAAUUGUGCUGGUACAGCAUAAUAAAAGCAACACAGAAAGGAGGAGGCCCAGAUGGCAAGUCACAUUACAUGGAUUAGACAACUGACAUUACUGCUGAAUAAUCAACUUCCCAAAUAAAGACUGUCUUUACUUAUAA